Molecule: messenger RNA, 561 nt
Organism: Naumovozyma castellii
Lineage: Eukaryota; Fungi; Ascomycota; Saccharomycetes; Saccharomycetales; Saccharomycetaceae
Exons: 1
Coding region: 1-561 (186 amino acids)
Source: RefSeq, a predicted model, not a curated record
AUGAAACUGUUAGCAGCCUAUAGCAUUGCCGCGUUGUUAGCCAUAGCAGUAGCAUGCGAUAUGUUGCAGGGCCAAGAGGGAAAAAAAGCUGAUCUCCCUGUUUCGAUUCUAAAAGAACGAGCCUUUCCAUUUUAUUCGAUAUUUAUGACAUCAGCCCGGUGGAUAUACGGUUAUUUCAAUGCGGCAGAUCCAAUCCACGUGAAAGUUGCAUGGUGGGGAGCUUUCAUUGCUGGCGAUGGUGGUUUAAUUGAUACAGCUACCGAUAUUGAGAACGCAUGCAAAUCAUGCAUGGCAAGGCACAAAGACCCCCCUGGUGGAUCUUGUGAAGAUGACGUAAAAACUGCCAUAAAGAGUGUGGUUCUUAAUUUGAUCAUUGGAUUUGUCGGGUGGUACUCAUCAAGAUCAAUCAGUUUCAUUCGUGGUUUAAGCAGCCAAAAAAGGAAGGUACUAAUUCAAUUAUCUCGAUUCUGGAUAGAAUUGCAUUUACCUUUUACACUUAUGGAUUUGCAGGGAUUCAUAGAAUAUGCAGAUACUUCAGUAGACAUUUGCCAGUUUGGUUAA